Corticium candelabrum is the source of this 1437-nucleotide messenger RNA. Its product is annotated as zinc finger MYM-type protein 1-like. The coding region runs from base 19 to 1332 and encodes 437 amino acids. Gene Ontology annotation, molecular function: protein dimerization activity. Lineage: Eukaryota; Metazoa; Porifera; Homoscleromorpha; Homosclerophorida; Plakinidae. The transcript has a single exon. The record is from RefSeq and is a predicted model, not a curated record.
CUUGAGACGGGCCUAUCAAUGUCUAUGGUACGGGCACAGUGUUAUGAUGGAGCGUCAAGCAUGUGCGGGAAGCACUCAGGUUUAGCUACCAGGCUUCAGGAGGUCGAGAAGAAAGCUGGAUAUGUGCAUUGCCAUGCCCACAGAUUGAACCUCAGUCUUCAAAACAGCUGCGAGAACGUUACAGAUGUGCGAAACGUUCUAGGUGCUGUUUCCAGUCUCUAUAAUUUACUUGAAGGAUCAGCCAAGAGACAUGAAAAGUUUCAAGAUGUGCAACGAAGACAGAACGAAGGAAAGGGCCCGCAAGCAGUACUCCAACGACCAUGUCAUACUAGGUGGGGUUCCAGGCACGCAGCAGUCCAUACUGUUAGGCAACAGUUUGCAUCAAUUCUGAUUGCUCUGGACGAACUCUCUGACGAUGCUGCGAUCGGAAGUGAAGCUCACUGUUUACUGACUGUUGUAUCUUCAUUCAAUUUUCUCUUCUAUGUGUCCGUUCUAGACACUCUACUAGGAUUAAUCUCUCAUCUAUCCCAGUACCUGCAGGGAGAGAACGUAGAUCUUCAGGCAGCAAAAAGAUCAGCUGAUAGCGUCAUUGCUACUCUACAAAGUUUCAGAACAAAUGAAAGUUUUGAGAAUUUCUGGCAGUCAUCGGAGAAAGAGAGUAAAGCAAAAAACCUGACUCCACCAGCUCUCCUUCGAGCUCGUCGACCUUCUCACCGAAUUGACGAACGAAGCACGACCCAAUAUCAGCCACUGUCACCAAAAGAACGUUAUCGACAAGCAUAUUAUGAAUUAUUGGAUAUCAUGGUAUCAGACCUAACUCGACGCUUUUGUAGCAAAGAUUACCGUGUGUUCUGUGGAAUUGAGAAGUUGUUGUCCGAGUCAGUCUCGUUAUCGGCGCCAGAUCAGUCGCUUGUGAGUGAGAUAUUACACUUUUACACAGGUGACUUUGACAACACUCAGUUCACGUCUGAAAUAAGAGUAUUUUACAAUUAUUCUAAACUGCACUUUUCUAAAGACGUUGUGGAGACCGGCAACAUAGGUGCUCUUGCUCGUCAGUUUGUUUCUCUCCGUUGCACAGAAUUGUUUCCCCAAGUCUUCAAACUGUUCAAGUUGUUUCUCUGCAUUCCUGCUACAUCUUCAACUGCAGAGCGGUCGUUUUCUGCUCUAAGGCGACUAAAAUCAUGGCUGCGAACUAGGAUGGCUGACGAGCGCCUCCGGUCCCUUGCUCUGAUGUGCUUCGAAUGCGACAUUGCUAAGGAACUGGAGAGUAAUAUUGAUGAUCUUGUUUCACAAUUUGGUGCUCUUUGUGACAGACGUCUUCCUCUACAAUAGUUAGUAAACUUUUUGUAAUGUUGAUAUUAAAAAGAAUUUAAUAUAUAUGACGCCAUGAAUUACGUCACAUAUCUCAGCUUCAAAUUUGCGCCCCCCCACUUUUGG